Molecule: messenger RNA, 798 nt
Organism: Danaus chrysippus (African queen)
Lineage: Eukaryota; Metazoa; Arthropoda; Insecta; Lepidoptera; Nymphalidae
Source: the annotation of a GenBank genome assembly
AUGACGCUGCACUGGUGGAUGCACUGGUUCUGGGUGACAACGCUGCUAUUAAUUAUAGCGUGUACCGUGAUGAACGACGCAGCUCCCCAGACAGAGUUGCACCAAGAAAGACAGCCGAGGGCCAUGUACUUCACGAAGAACGCGGAACUCGCUACAAGGACAACCAAUGAAACAAAUACCAAAGCUGAUGUCAACGGCACGACUGCCAACACAACAGAAAUAAAAUGGACGCCGGUCAAUACUGACAACAUAACCAUCAUCCCGCUGUCGGAGAACACUACUAAUAUCACGGAUUACGGGAACACUACGGAAAUACAGAACACUACAUUCACGACAAAGAGAACUAACUUCACGAUUACAGAUUUCGUGAAGGAGGACUUCACUUUGGAGGGAUCGGCUGAAAGCAGAAUAGUUACAGAGAAACCGUUAUCCUUGGAGACAAUAUUUCUACAGACACGGAUCCCACCGAACGUAGAAUCUUCUAGAAGGAUCAUAGAUUCUAGUGGUGGAGGUAUGGACACGGGGGCGAUAGCAGGGAUCUCAUUCGCGGCGUUAGUCCUGGCUGCACUAGCCGGCAGUACGGCGUUUGUUCUAUAUAGAAGAAGAUACCUCAAUAAGCCGCAGACUUUGAAUGACAAAUGCUCAAAUCCUGACUCCAGUGGAUAUCUAGAUGACAGCACUAUUAGGGACAAUUCAGAGGAGAUGUACAGUUUGGACAACGAUUCGUUCCUCAACUCCCUAGAAGCCAUGACCAUCCAGAAUUACUGGACUGACACGGUGAAGCACACCAAGCUUUAA